UAGAAAUGGCAAAUGCUGGUGGUAAAGGAAAAAGGGUCCAGCCAGUCUGGUCCCCACCUGAGGGAACAGAAGUUCCUGCACUUCGACUCUACAAUAGUCUUACUCGAAGCAAGGAAAUUUUUGUCCCUCAAAAUGGCAAACGGGUUCUCUGGUACUGCUGCGGCCCGACCGUUUACGACGCCUCACACAUGGGGCAUGCCAGAUCCUACAUCUCCUUUGACAUUCUCCGAAGAAUUCUGAAGGACUACUUCAAAUACGACGUCUUCUAUUGCAUGAACAUCACAGACAUUGAUGAUAAGAUCAUUAAAAGAGCCAGGCAGAACUACCUGCUGGAUCAGUACAAAGAGAAGAAGCCGGAAGCUUCGAAGAUACUGCAGGAUGUCCUGACCGCACGAGAGCCCUUCAAGGCCAAGCUGGCUGAGACUACGGACCCUGACAAGAAACAGAUGAUGGAGCGUCUGGAUGCAGCCGUGAACAAUGCCCUGACUCCCCUGCAGGGGGCGAUGAAGAGCGGAACACAAGAUGCAGCAGUUCAGAGUCUGGCUCAUACCUUGUUGGAGGAGGCCAAGGACCUGUUGUCUGAUUGGCUGGAUUCUCAAUUUGGUAGCCAGGUGACUGAGAACUCCAUCUUCUCUCUUUUACCAAAAUACUGGGAAGGAGAAUACCACAAGGACAUGGAAGCCCUUAAUGUCCUUCCGGCCGAUGUCCUCACACGGGUCAGUGAAUACGUGCCCGAGAUUGUGGAUUUUGUGAAAAAGAUUGUGGACAAUGGCUAUGGUUAUGAAUCAAAUGGCUCGGUGUAUUUUAACACUGCCAAGUUUGAUGCCAGUCCUUCACAUUCCUACGCCAAACUGGUGCCAGAGGCAGUUGGAGACCAGAAGGCUCUUCAGGAAGGAGAGGGAGACCUGAGCAUCUCUGCAGACAGGCUGAGCGAGAAGCUCUCCCCUAAUGACUUUGCCCUGUGGAAAGCCUCCAAACCUGGGGAACCUUCCUGGGAUUCUCCCUGGGGAAAGGGGCGUCCUGGUUGGCAUAUUGAAUGCUCUGCAAUGGCUGGGUCCUUACUGGGAGAGUCCAUGGACAUCCAUGGGGGCGGAUUUGACUUGCGGUUCCCUCACCAUGACAACGAGUUGGCCCAGUCUGAGGCCUUCUUUGAGAAUGACCACUGGGUUCGCUACUUUUUGCACACCGGCCAUCUCACCAUUGCCGGAUGUAAAAUGUCCAAAUCUCUGAAAAACUUCAUCACCAUCAAAGACGCUCUGGAGCAACACACAGCGCGGCAGCUGCGUCUGGCUUUCCUCAUGCACUCUUGGAAAGACACCCUAGACUACUCCAGUAACACCAUGGAAUCCGCCAUCCAGUAUGAGAAAGUCAUGAACGAGUUCUUCCUCAAUGUCAAAGACAUCCUCCGAGUUCCCACUGACAUUACAGGACAGUUUGAAAAAUGGGAAGCAGAGGAGAUUGAACUAAAUAAGAGUUUCUAUGACAGGAAGGCUGCGGUGCACGCGGCCUUGUGUGAUAACAUUGACACUCGAACUGUGAUGGAAGAAAUGAGGGCCCUGGUUAGUCAGAGCAACAGUUACAUGGCUGUCAGAAAGAGCGCCAAGCUCCUGCCCAAUCGCAUGCUUCUCCAGAGCAUCGCCGUCUACCUCACUGACAUGCUUAAGAUGUUUGGAGCCAUUGAGGGCGCAGAGGCCAUUGGAUUCCCUGUCGGAGGAAGCGGACAAAAUGCUGAUUUGGAAAGCACAGUUAUCCCCUACUUGAAGGUGCUCUCAGACUUCAGAGAGGGAGUCAGAAAGGUUGCACGGGAACAAAAAAUCAUGGAGAUCCUUCAGAUGUGUGACGCGGUGAGAGACGAUAUAUUACCCGAGCUGGGCGUACGUCUGGAAGACCACGAAGGACUCCCCACUGUGGUCAAGUUGGUGGACAGAGAUGUGCUUCUAAAGGAGAGAGAAGAGAAGAAAAGGAUGGAGGAAGAAAAGAAAAAGAAGAAGGAAGAAGCCGCAAGAAAGAGACAAGAGCAAGAGAUGGCGAAACUGGCUAAGAUGAAAGUACCACCAAGCGAGAUGUUCCGCUCAGAAACAGACAAGUACUCCAGCUUUGAUGAAACGGGUUUCCCCACACACGAUGCUGAAGGCAAAGAGCUGAGUAAAGGACAGAUCAAAAAGCUUCGUAAACUGUACGAAGCUCAGGAGAAGCUGCAUAAUGACUACCUCCAAAUGAGUCAGAACGGAAGCUGAGGACGCUGGGACACUGAGUUCAUCAGGACCCAUGAUCCGCCCAUAGUGUCUGCUGUCCUUGUUUUGUCGUUCUUGUAAAACAUAAGGCACCAAGAUGUAUAGCUUAAUUUGGGGGUUCUUAGGCUGAGUAGAAAGGAUAUGAUAUUUCCCAGGUGUAUGUAUAAACACUGCUUUACAGGCAACUGUUCAUUCAUUCUAAUGAGAUACUUAAUACUUAAACGCUGUACUGCUACAUAAUGCAAAAAGAAGAAUAAUAAUGACAUUGUCUAAGUUUUUAUAGUGCAGUGAAUACCAUUUUAAAGAAGUUAUCUGACAAGGGAAUUUCUUGGUCUCUCAAACCAGCAGAAUGACUGUACAUUAUCUGUAAAGCUUUGUUCAUUAAGAAUUGUUAAUAUAAUAACCCUUAUUGGGUUAUUACUGGUUUAUGACUAAAUUUUGAUAGAAUCUAUUUGAAAUUAAAGGAUCAUGAAAAGGGGGAGUGUGCAGCUUGGACACUUUUCAAAAUACUUAUGAUUCAGACUCCGGAAAUCUGACAGGAUUGACAGUGACAGUUUAUCACAGUGUUGUGACAAACAUAGUGAAUUAUGAAAUGUUUAAAGAGCCAAGUGGUCCAAUACAAUGUGCAGGUUUUCUGCAGCGCUAGAACUGAGGUUAGCACAAGAAUGAUCAGUAUGACCUCAUUGUCAUCAAGUGUACUGUUCACAAGUAAAUUGAAAAUCUCAGUCAUUUGGAGUAAACAAA
This is a messenger RNA of Chanos chanos (milkfish), 2978 nucleotides long. RefSeq names its product cysteinyl-tRNA synthetase 1 (gene cars1). Gene Ontology annotation, cellular component: cytoplasm. NCBI's taxonomy places the organism in Eukaryota, Metazoa, Chordata, Actinopteri, Gonorynchiformes, Chanidae. The record is from RefSeq and is a predicted model, not a curated record. Gene Ontology annotation, molecular function: cysteine-tRNA ligase activity; ATP binding. The transcript is spliced from 22 exons. Gene Ontology annotation, biological process: cysteinyl-tRNA aminoacylation. Bases 6 to 2237 code for a protein of 743 amino acids.